GGCGGGCAGGCGGAGGCUGCUGCUGGCUGCGUGCCCCCCACCACCCCCAGCCCGCCCGUGAGCCCCCCUGCCGCUGGGAAGCAAGCAGCCUCCUUUGCUCCUCUCUCGCUUUGGCUUGCAAGACCCUCCUCGCCUUCUUGUAAAGGACAAAUGUUGCUGGACAUGCUGCUGCUGCUGCCGCCGCCGCCUCGCUCAGCCUGAGCAGGAUUAGUAGCCGGGCUCGCCCAGUACGCACGGAGGGGCCGCCGCCGGCCCGGGCCCGGCAUUGCUCUCGCCCGCUCACUGCACCCCAGAGAAUCCCCGCCGCCGCCGCCGCCGCCCGCUUCCCCGAUGCCGAGGCAUGGAUAAAGCGGCGGCCGCAGCAGCAGCCGCCGCCGCCCCGCCGCCGAGGAUGGUGGAGAAGAGAGCCGGGGCCGCCGCCGCCGCCGCCCCCCAGCGCGACCCCCGCCACGGCCGGGACGGCUGCGCCCUGCAGCAGUGCCGGCAGCUGCAGGACCUGAUCGACAUCUCGCUCUCCAGCCUGCGGGGGCUCCGCACCAAGUGCGCCGCCUCCAACGACCUCACGCAGCAGGAGAUCCGCACCUUGGAGGUGAAGUUGGUGCGCUAUAUCAGCAUCCAGCUGCAGUGCAAAGCCAAUGUCCCCCUGAAUGCCCGGACAGCCGAGCUGAACAGUUAUCCGAGGUUUAGUGACUGGCUGCAUCUCGUCAACGUGCGGAAGGACAUCAUCCAGAGAAUCCCCGAAGAGCUGACUCUGGAUGCCUUGCUGGAAAUGAAUGAGUCGAAAGUUAAGGAAACCAUGAAGCGGUGCGGAGCCAGCCCUGAGGAGUGCUCCCGGCUGAACGGGGCCCUGGCUUGCUUGCGGAAAGUGAUCCGGGCAGGCGGAGAAUUCAAGGACGAUCUGGUGUGGAACCCGCCGGACGUGCGCCGGGAGGGGGGCUUAGUGCCUCCUUCGGAACUCUCGCCCGGCCCCAUGGGGCUGACGUGGAUACAUGGCAGCAUGCCCUCGUUGAAGGGCAACGGGCAGCAGACCCGCUCCGUCUCGGUGUCCACCCUCCCAUCCUCAGACAGCCUCCCCACGAGCCAAGGGGCUCCCCCCUGCGCCAACAGCCUCUUGGAGUCGUUUGCCUUCCCCACCCACUGUGGCAGACGCAACCUUAGGACUCCUCACAGCAUCACCGUCACGCCACCCACCACACCCCAGCUGAAGGGCGGGAAGCCGCCGCGGACGCCCCCUCCCCCUUGCCGGAAGGUUUUCCAGCUGCUCCCCAACUUCCCGACGCUCACGAGGAGCAAGUCCCACGAAUCUCAGCUUGGCCACAGGAUCGAUGAAGUUCCCCCCAUGAAAUUCGAUCUUCCCCAGGGAUCUCCUCAAGCGGUACGAAGGGACAUCGGCCUGUCUGUAACACACAGAUUCUCAACCAAGUCCUGGCUCUCUCAGAUGUGCCACGUAUGUCAUAAAAGCAUGAUGUUCGGAGUGAAGUGCAAGCACUGCAAAUUAAAGUGUCAUAACAAAUGUACCAAAGAAGCCCCUCCCUGUAGAAUAUCUUUCAUACCCCGUGGGAUUGAGGCGGUCAAGAUGGGAUUGAGGCGGACGGAAUCUGUCCCUUCCGAUAUCAAUAACCCAGUGGACCGGCCUUUGGAGCCACAGUUCGGGACUCUUCCGAAAGCGCUAACUAAAAAGGACCACCCACCGGCGGUGAACCAUCUCGACUCCAGCAGCAACCCCUCUUCCACCACCUCCUCCACGCCAUCGUCUCCUGCUCCCUUCCAGUCUUCCAACCCCCCCAGUGCAACACCUCCCCCCAAUCCGUCUCCCAUGGGCCAACGGGACAGCCGGUUUAACUUCCCAGCUGCCUACUACAUUCAGCAUAGACAACAGUUUAUAUUUCCAGAGAUUCCCAAUACCCCACAUGUAACGCAGCUGCCUGAAACUGCCGAGACUUCAAAUGCUGACGAACACCUAGAAACGGAUGGGGUUGAAGACCGUGACGCAGAGCAUGUGGAAGAGCAGGAGCAGAACAAGUCCGAAGCGGAAGACGACGAAGACGAGGUGGAGGACCUGCCGAACCGGAGGACGUGCUGGCGGCGCAUGAUCUACCGCAAGGCCAGCCAGACGAGCGUCUACCUGCAGGAGUGGGACAUUCCCUUCGAGCAGGUCGAGCUGGGCGACCCCAUUGGCCAGGGGCGGUGGGGCAAGGUGUACCGGGGCCGGUGGCACGGGGAGGUGGCCAUCCGGCUGCUGGAGAUCGACGGCAACAACCAGGACCACCUCAAGCUCUUCAAGAAGGAGGUGAUGAACUACCGGCAGACCCGGCACGAGAACGUGGUGCUCUUCAUGGGGGCCUGCAUGAACCCGCCUCACCUGGCGAUUAUUACAAGCUUCUGCAAAGGGAGGACGCUUCACUCGUUCGUAAGGGACCCCAAAACCCAUCUGGAUAUCAACACGACCAGGCAAAUCGCCCAGGAGAUUAUUAAGGGCAUGGGGUAUCUUCACGCCAAAGGGAUUGUGCACAAAGACCUCAAGUCCAAGAAUGUGUUCUAUGACAAUGGCAAAGUUGUGAUCACGGACUUUGGUCUUUUCGGAAUUUCCGGCGUGGUUCAGGAGGGAAGGCGUGAGAACGAGCUCAAGUUGCCGCAUGACUGGCUGUGCUACCUGGCUCCGGAAAUUGUGCGCGAAAUGGCACCCGGGAAAGACGAAGACAAGUUGCCUUUCUCCAAAGCAGCUGACAUUUACGCUUUCGGGACCGUGUGGUAUGAACUCCAAGCCAGAGAGUGGCCGUUCCGGAGCCAGCCGGCUGAGGCGCUGAUCUGGCAGAUCGGGAGCGGCGAAGGGAUGAAGCAAGUCCUCGCUGCCAGUAGCCUGGGCAAGGAAGUGGGCGAAAUCCUCUCCGCCUGUUGGUCUUUCGAUCUCAGCGAGCGGCCCAGCUUCACUCUCUUGAUGGAAAUGCUUGAAAAGCUGCGCAAACUUAACCGGAGGCUCUCUCACCCGGGACACUUCUGGAAAUCAGCUGACGGGAGCAAAGUUGUCAUCCGGUUUGAAAGAUUUGGAUUUGAGUAAUUAUAGCCGUUGUUCGUGUUUCCAGUCCGUACCACUUGCAUACCUAAACGUCUGCUGGACCCUUUCACUUACCUUCCUAAAUAACGGAAGGGGUGGGCCCCAGCCACCGCCCCGUGGGAUUCAUUCAGACGGGAGUUCAGUUUGCUUUUGACACCUUGAGUUCCAAUGUGGAGUCAGCAACUGUACUUCAAAAAUGUUUACAUUCUGAUUCCCCCACCCCCACCCCCUGUGUGAAUUAUAUGCUGAAUGGCUAAUAAUAAAUGUGAUAUAAGAGGGUUUUUUUAAUUUAAAAGUUCUUUGUUCUUUUGUUUUGCUUUGCAAAUGUUCAUGUGGCAUUGUAAAGCAACCUGUUUUAACUCCUUGGUUUCAUCUGUGAAGUUGCUUAAGGUUUAAAUGCACAAGUAAGGCAGUGCUCGGCUUUUGAAAGUUUGGCUAAAUUUGCGGAGGUCACGUGUGAAACUCAGCAUUGUUCCGAGGUGCUCUGGAGAAAAACAGAGCCAAGGCGGAGCAAGAGGAGAGCUGUUUAGUUUCACCCCCAAUCCUUUAAAAUCGUACCCCACCCUGAAAAUCAGUCAAAUGGCCCUCAUUUCAAUGUUUUCAAAUGAAGCCAUGAAAUUGCAGGGCAUUUGGGCCUAAAACCCUUUGGAGGUGAAGGUUGCCUGCCUCUUAGGAUGGAUUUUCACGAAAAAUUUAAAUCGCAUGAUUGGCUCAACUGUCAUGGGAAGCCCACAAGGGAUGCUGCAAAUUGAAGUUCUUGGGAGCUUGGAAGUGGUGUGUGGACAGUGCCCACUAAAAUGCAGCUCUUCACUUGGGAAGCAGCUAAAUGGAAAUGGAAUGAAACUGAUAAAUGGACGCUGUGUUGUUGCGGAGGAUUCAAGUGCAAAUUGACUGUGGCACACAGUUUUUACUAAAAGGCAAGCUUCUUGUUCUCAUGAUUUUAUUGGGUGGGGGUGGGAGUGUCUCGGAAGCACAUGGGAGGUAGGCCAGAAUCUCGGCGGGGGGUGGGGUGAUUACUGUGCUAGGAAGGGUCAUUCUGUGGUCCUUGAUAACCACUAUUGCAGAGGUAUUGCAUAACCACAUUUCUCCCUAUGAGAAAUGGCAAUGACGAUAUGCUGCUUCCCACACCCUCUAAAAUUUCCCCUCUGAAAAGUGGUGCAUAUCAAAAGAAAGAGGAGAUAUUGUACUCUUUUUUUUGUUUAAAAAAUAAACUUCCAAUAAAUACUUGGCCAUUUCCUCACAAACAAACAAACAAACAAACAAACAAACAAACAAACAAACAAACAAAUAAACAAAAACAAACAAAAAAAAAACCCCACCAAAAAACUUUAAGUUCAAAAAAAUGUGCAAGGCACCGAAGCAGAUUCCUCGUUGCCGUGACAGCACAGGCACUGUCCAAUAGUUCCUUGGCAUCUCAUCAGACCCUUGUAAGUCUUAGAAGACUGAGAAAGGGGGAAAGGCUGGAAGGUUUUCGGGUUGUUGGUAUUGAGCUGGAGGUCACAUCAGACCCAUUUCCUGAAGUUUCUCGAGGCGGCCUCAGAUUCUUUGUUAGAUUGGGAUGAUUUUGUUUUUCUAGAGAAGAGGAGCUUGAACUGGAUUUCUAGUGAGAAGAGAGGUUCGACGUGGUAGUUAACACUGACAGUAGUUUAGAAGUGGGGGGAAGAAGUGGGGAUUAGGGGGAGACCGCUGAACUUGACAGAUCUCUUGGUGGUGACAGCGGUUGCAGGAAAAGGUUUUCUGUGUCUUGCACCAUGGCUACUGCCUGCUAACCUGUGGCAACGGCGCGGCACCCCCUGCAUUUUAGAAGGUGGCCCUCCUGAGGUGUGUGGCUCGGGGAUGUUCCUGGCAAUCACACGCGCCACUGCAGCCUCACGAGAUGCACUGCCAAGGACGAGGCUGUCGCUCAGGGCGGGAGCAUUUGUUCUGCAUGCCGAAGGCCACAGAUUCAGUCCCUGGCAGCAUCUCCAAGCAGGGGGAAAGGCCUUUUUCUGAGACCUGGCUGCUGCCAUUCUGCGCAGACAACGCUGCCAGGUGUGAGCCAAGGGUCUGACUGAGUAUGAGGCAGCUUCAUACAUUGGCCUUGGCCAGGAGCACCCACAGCCCAGCGGCUGCUUUGCAUGCAGGAGGUCUUGGGUUCGAAACCAGGAAGCAUCUCCAGGUAGGACAGGAACCCUGGAGGAGAAAAGUCCUCUGGAACCUGGGAGUCUGGAACCCGGGAGAAAAGCCCUCUGCAGACAAUACUGAGCUAGACGGACCCAGAGGUCCGUAGGAAGCCGCUUUCUCUGUUAAUCAUAGACCCAAAUUCUGCGUUUGGUUGUGGAAACCAUUUUCCUGGCCCAAACUCUCUUCCCCCUGCCCGGUUCCCAGUAAGCCUUGAAUUUGGCUGGCUGGCUAGGGUGUGACCUGGAGAAAGGUGCUCAGGAGAUGCUAGGCUGAUUCACUUGCAGUCAACCAUGCCACAAGGUUGGGUGGUGCAAAGGUUGCUUUGAGGCAGGGAGGAAUCAGGUGCCACUUGGGCCAUAUUGUGUGUGUGUGUGUGUUUUCCUUAUGCUUCCCAAUAGUCUGUUUUUGGGGUUUUGUUUUGUUUUUUAGGUAGGAAUGUCCUUCCUGGAUCAAGCUACUCUCUCUCUAAUCCAGGGUUGUCUUAUUGAUGCUUCUGAAGGCUCACCAGCCGGGCUUGGGGGAAAUGCCGUUCCUAGCAACAGAGCUAGUUCCCAGAAUGUGGUGUAGUGGUUAGGGUGCUGGAUUAAGGACCAGGGAGUCACAAGUUUGAAUCUCCGUUCAGCCAUGAAAUUCGCUGGAUGACUCUGGGCCAGUCACUUAACUCUCAGCCUAACCUACCUCACAGGGUUGUUGUGAGGAGAAACAUAACCAUAUACACCACUUUGGGCUUCUUGGAGGAAGAGUGGGAUAUAAAUGUAACAAUAAAACUGGUAUUUGGAGAGUCACUGCCUCUGUAUAUGGAGGCUCCACGAAGCAAAAAGCUGCUAAUAGACCUGCUAUCUAAUCCUUUUGAGAUGAAACAAAACACCUGUGGUUUUUAAAAAAAAUAAAAUAAUGCUCCUUCAGAAUAUGCCCAUAGACAGCAAAUGGGGAUCUGGUGAUUUACCACUGUUUACACUGUGUAAAAGGGAGACUGGAGGCCAUCUAACAGAACGUUGCACAGCAAAAGGGAUCCGUGUUUGUUCAUAAUUGUUUCUAUUCCUCGUGGUGAUUUGUAAGAGAGUGACUUAGUGUGAGGCUGUAUCAUUUUGGUGUUGUACAAAUAAGUAAAUAAAAAUUGUGAAGCAGCUCAGCUGUACGUGGAGGGGGUUUCCUUAGCCACAACGUCAACAGUGUAUGUAAAAUGAAGUCUGUAAUAUUGGUGAAAAUGGACUGUUUUUUUUUUCUUUUCAGAUGUAAUGUAAACUUUGUACAGUAAAUAAAUAAAUAAAUACAUACAUACAUACAUAUAUAUUAUAUAUAUAUUUUCUAUCAACUGAGUUUGUCUUCCAGAACAGCUAUUAAUUUAAUUUAAAAUGGUUAAUAGUAUUAACAAACAGUUCUGCAUUAGUUCCUGUAACUGGCAAAAAUAAGUGAAUAAAAUACAUUCUAUGCUAAUGAAAUUCUGAAUAUUUUAGGGUUCUUUUGAGUGAAUAAAACUUUGGUCUGGAUGAACAAA
Messenger RNA from Hemicordylus capensis (graceful crag lizard), 6716 nucleotides. It is a transcript of the gene KSR1, whose product is annotated as kinase suppressor of ras 1. The transcript has 20 exons. Gene Ontology annotation, biological process: protein phosphorylation. Gene Ontology annotation, molecular function: protein kinase activity; ATP binding. The record is from RefSeq and is a predicted model, not a curated record. The coding region runs from base 341 to 3058 and encodes 905 amino acids. Lineage: Eukaryota; Metazoa; Chordata; Lepidosauria; Squamata; Cordylidae.